GCUGCAUUUGCACGUGAGCUUAACACGGAGUGAGCAGUCCCGUUGUGGCGUGCCCACAGCCUGGGUUAGGCAUCCGUCCGGGGCUUCAGGCUAUAGACAAGCAGGAAAGGCAACUGUCUGCACAGGGAUGUCAGCGAAGCUCAUGGUUGAAGCUGGUGCAUCUCUAAAGGGUGGCAGAGGGCUACUGUAGCCUUUCCAGGCUUCAGAUGUGCAGAAAGAACAGCUGCCAGCACCAGACAGGCUCUUCCAAAGUGCUGAGUGUCACAAUAAGGAGAAUUUUUAGUUUGUUUCUCUGUCCCACUGUAGAUAAUUCCCUUGAGAUAAGGAACACAAAUGCAGUUUCAUGUGCACUGAGAAUCAGGGGUGGCUGGACUUCCCAUGAAAAUGUGCUCCUCUGUUCAAUGGCUAUGAAAGGGGGGUGGCUAUGUGUGUGUGCAUGUGAGUGUUGGCUUUAAAAGGUGUCCUUAACCCAUCCUGAAUUAGGUCCCUGAACUUGAUUAAUAUGUGAUGAAUCUAACUAAAUUUAAUUCUGUCCUAAGCAUUGAUCUCGCAGGACAUGGAAGGGGAAAUGAGAGCUCAGAUACCUAUCAAUACUUGGGUGCCAGCAUUGUUCACAGAAAAAGAACAAAAUAAAUGUACUGAGCUAAAUUACUUGUUAUCUGAAGAGGAUAACCUUUCUGCUGCCUCUCCAGCACUUUGCCCUUUAUUCUUGACUGCUGUUGACACUGAAACAGCAACUCUUAUUUUCCACAGCUGCAUUAUUAUCUUCAUCCUGCCCACAGAGGCUCAGGUCCUGCAGGCUUCUCUUCAUGUGUCUCUGGCUCACUGGUGCAGCUUGUCACCUCACUGCUGGAGGCACCGGCACGUCAGAGACCCUCCAGCAGCAAUGCUCCCUGGCUGCUGCCUACGCUCCUUCCUGCAGAGCCUGAUGGAUGGGAGAAAUAAACAAAGGAUCUGAUGGCAGAAUGAAAUGCAGCUUCUGGUACGGAGAGAGAAAGGGAAGCUGAACAGGAGGAGCAGAAGUAAAGAUGCAGCAAACUUAGUGCAAAGCUUGAAUUCCGCAGACCCAGAUGUCAAGGAAAAAGCCAUCGCUGAGGCAGAGAAAAGGCUCCAUGAGCAAGAAAAGAGCAAGGAGGAAGAAAGCAAGACUGUGGUGAACAGAACAGUCAUCAACACGCAAGCUUCAGUAAGAGACACGGCAAGUGCAGAGGCAGUGAACAAAGAUGACUUUCUGGCAAUUUUGGAAGCAGAUGCAAAAGAACGCGCUAAAAGAAGGAAGAGAAAUGAGUGCUUAGCAAAUGCUCUGAAAGAGAAGGGAAACGAUGCCUUCAGGAAAGGAGACUAUGUCAUAGCCAUUCAGAGGUACACUGAAGGUCUGGAAAAACUGAAAGAUAAGCAGGAACUUUACACAAACAGAGCACAGGCCUACCUGAAGAUGCAUGAAUAUGAAAAAGCCAUUGGUGACUGUGAAUGGGCUUUAAAGUGCAAUGGAAAGUGUAUUAAAGCCUAUUUUCUGAUGGGGAAAGCUCACCUGGCACUUAAGCACUACAGUGAGUCUAGGCUGUGUUAUGAGAAGAUCUUACAAAUUAAUCCCCAAAAGGAAAGCCUAUUUAAAGAUUGCAUGAACAAGGUAAACUUGGAGGAAAAAAGAAUGAAAGAUGAAGAGAGAGCAAUGAAGGAAGUUCAGUCUGGAAAGCUAGCCGCCCUGUCCAUAAAAGAACUACUGCAGAAACUUGAUAGGCCUGACCAGAAUAUCCUCUACUAUACAGGAGGGAUCAGACUUUUGACAGGAGCCAUUAAAGAUUGCACUGGGCAAACUCUCUUUCGAACAAACAAUGGAUUCAGUAUCCUCAAAGACAACGAGGCUGUAAGACGGGGCUUCUGUGCAGAGAGGAAAAACACUGCUGAAGUGGAUCUGUCUGUUUCUCUUCUCUUCCUUUGGCAAGCUGUCUGCGCUGGGAAUGAAGAAAAUCAGCGUCUUCUAUUGACUUGUUCUGAUGUGAAUGCACAACUACCAAAACUGCUUUCUUCUGGAGCACCAGAGAUCCAAAAGGAGACAUUGGCCCUAAUCUCUCUUUACUCAGACAAUGAGAAUGGGAGGAGACUGCUGGUCAGGCACCAGGACCUAACCAAAUGGCUACAGAUUUUGAUAACAUUUGUCAACAGCACUGAUGCCAAGGCUAGCAGUGCCAUGAACAUACUAUCUGCUUUAACUGAAGAGGAAGGGUUCAAAACCCAGUGUCGUGUCAUGCUUUCCACAGGUGUUUUACCUCUAUUCACCCAGUUGCUGACCUCUGCCGAGCUGGUGAACCAGGCAGCCCUUGCCCAUUGCAUCGGCAUCAUGGGGAAUCUGUGUGCAGAUGCAGCCAUUCGAAUGCAGAUGGCUGAGUGCAAAGAGUGCUGGCAGGCGUGCUUAAAGCUUGUGGAUGAAUGCUAUGAUGUCAGCACACCCAAAUACCAGGAGUGUUUGUUUGCAGUGCUGGGCCUAAUGAUGAACUUACUGCUUGAAUCAAAUGGUAUCAUACAGCACUUUGCUGUGGACAUAAGUGCCAGGUGCAUGUCUCUCCUCGGGGAAAAGGAUGGAAGGAUUGUGACAAGAGCCAUUGGAGUGCUAAGUCGCAUCCUGCCAACAUCCUCCUCAGCAGUAGAAGAAGUAGUGAAAGGAGGAGUGGUGAAGAAAAUGAUCAAAUUCUUGAAAGCUGGAGGACAGAUCACAUCUAAUUAUGGUAUAAAGACCCUUUCCAUCUGCACCAGAAGUAAUAGACAAGCUCAAGAAGAUCUAGUGAAGUCAGAUAAAAAGUUCAGUGUGCUGCUGAAGCUCUUGGAGUCAGAGAAUGAAAUUAUUGUGGGAAAUGCUGCUUUCUGCCUUGGCCAGUGCCUUGAAGUUCCUGGAGCAGCGACGUCCUUACUGAAUUCCAAUGUUGUGAUGAUAUUGUUGAAACAUGCUGGUGGUGAUGCCACACGAACUUCUGUGCAGGAGAAUGCAGCAAUUGCCCUCGGGAAGCUUUGUGUGGCUGAACGAAGGCAUAUUGUUCAACUGCGGAAACUCAAUGGACUGGCCAUCCUGAACUCCUCUAUGAAAUAUGUGCAUAGCAUCUGAAAUCUUCGACAGCUUUGAAAAACGCUGUUAAUGGCGCUUGUUGUUGAGUAUUUUCUGCUAUUUAAUAAGAAUAACUCAAAGAACGUGAACUUCUCUGUCCCUUUUCAAAGUGUUUGCUGGUCCUCCAGUGAAAGCCAGUGAAUAUAAGUAUUAGGAGAAAGAAGUUAAUUUAUUAUCUAGGCUAACAUCUAAAAUAACAACUUGUAUUAAGCUUGUGUUUGCUUUAAUAAACGAUGUUGGUCUUUCUACUGGCUCAUCUAGCUUACUUUCCAGUUUGGGUCCCUGGUGUAUUAGAAGAAAAUAGAAAUAUAUUGUGAGUUAUGACUUUGAAGAAUCCUGUUUCCCUCCCCCUAUUCUGUCCUCUAGUGGCUAGAUUAUGAUUCAGUAUCUUAUAUGUGAUAGCACCUCACAGGUUGCUUAAACCUUAAGCCUCGUACUUAGCUGCUAAAAUAGGUUGGUCUUAAUUUCACUAAGCCUUGAGUCUGACAAGGAGGUUUGUGUAUGAAUGAUGGGCUGUUUAUUUUAGUAAAGCUGUAAACUUUGUAAAGUUAAAGGGAUCCCUUUGUCACUCACUUUGGCGUGGAGUAAGAACAGUAGUUGACUUUCAUUUUAGGUACUUUCUCACAGCUGCUUGUGUUCAUCCUAAUCUCCUCUGUAGUUGUUCAUUUUUUUUUAAGCAAUAACACAAAUGGCACGUCAUUCUAGUGUAUGUGUUUUCUGAAGAGGUCAAAAAUUAAUUACUGCUAAUGGCAAGUGUGAUUUGAAAAUAAAGGCAGUAAUGCAUUGCUCUUA
Messenger RNA from Calidris pugnax (ruff), 3892 nucleotides. It is a transcript of the gene TTC12, whose product is annotated as tetratricopeptide repeat domain 12. Gene Ontology annotation, molecular function: protein binding. Lineage: Eukaryota; Metazoa; Chordata; Aves; Charadriiformes; Scolopacidae. The coding region runs from base 971 to 3100 and encodes 709 amino acids. The record is from RefSeq and is a predicted model, not a curated record. The transcript has 22 exons.